Achroia grisella is the source of this 3816-nucleotide messenger RNA. It is a transcript of the gene Varp, whose product is annotated as ankyrin repeat domain-containing protein 27-like. Gene Ontology annotation, molecular function: SNARE binding; guanyl-nucleotide exchange factor activity. Gene Ontology annotation, cellular component: late endosome; plasma membrane; transport vesicle. The transcript is spliced from 2 exons. The record is from RefSeq and is a predicted model, not a curated record. Lineage: Eukaryota; Metazoa; Arthropoda; Insecta; Lepidoptera; Pyralidae. Gene Ontology annotation, biological process: early endosome to late endosome transport; neuron projection morphogenesis. Bases 157 to 2898 code for a protein of 913 amino acids.
UUUACUUGACUAUACCAAAAAUAUAUUUUUUCUAAUUUACUUAACUAAUCAUGUGUUUCGAUCCGUGCCGUCUGUACUUCAGUUUAGUGUUUACUUUGUUGCGUGAAACUUUAUUGAUAAGUUAUUCUGUUUACGUGUAAUAUUCAAAUUAGAAAAAUGAACGGAGCCUACGACGAAAUCCUCUCGGAUAACCCAUUUUUUGUCGAGUUAAAAAAUAAGUAUAUGAAUUUAUUUCAUCACUGCAUCGCGCAGUCAUGGAUUAUAUGUGUGCCGCGUAUUGGCAGUUUGAACACUCGUGUGUUUACCAUAGAAGAUUUUUGCGCACAUAUACUAGUUCCUAGCGACGAACUCCCGGAGACACAUUAUAGUACUCUUACAGAGAAACAGGUAACAGUCACUAAUAAAGUGAUCACUCUAGAAGUUACAAAAGGCCUUCCAUUGCAGAGCCAUAUAUUGUUUGAAGAGACAUUUUACACUGAAGAUUUCAUCAAAUAUAAAGUAUGGUGUAUUGAAACUCCUCUUGAACCAGCCUCAAUAACAGAUGAUCAUACCAUAUAUAAAGAUUAUCUCACUUCCAUUAAUGACUGUAUUGAUUUACUUUGGACACAAGCAGCUGGUCGUCAAGUCCUUGAUCAAAUUGAACAUGUUAUUCAAACGUUUUUGAAAAAAAAUCCUACUUUACCUGUAGCUUUGAGUCCUUUAAGGGAUGCUGUUAGUGAGCUAUACACUCAGUGCCUUCAAAUUGCAUUACAGAACAGAAGGCUUCGAGAAAAGUCUAAGGCUUGUAAACAGGUUCUUGAAAAUAUAAAAUUAGCUGUAGAAUGUUAUAUGCAGCAACUAUUAUUUGAUAUUCUGUUCAAAUCAAUAUGUACAUGUUGUGCAUAUGAAGACUCUCAUCUUAAUAAAAAGAUUCGAAAUAUGAGUGACAUACAGUUAAGAGAUCUGGAUAUUAAAAAGGAGCUGUAUCAUGCAGUUCCUAAGGCAAAACAAAUUUUAUCCAAAAUUGAUAGUUAUCAAACCGUUUUAGAAAAAGUGUUAUGUAUAAAGCAAGCCCUUAAUGCAAUUACUGAAAUAGACAAAAGUAAUAAUGUAAUUCUAUUAACUGCUGAUGAUUUAUUGCCCGUUUUUGUUUUUCUAGUAAUUAAGUCAGGGUUGCCAAAUUGGUACAGCCAACUUAUGUUUAUGAAGGAGUUUCGUUUUAGUGGGGUAGGUAAAGGUGAUGGUGAUGAAAGUGCCUUUCUCAUAACUACCCUAGAAGCUGUGAUUGAACAUAUUCAGUCAGGAGCUUUAGCAGGACCCCCAGACCCUGAAGCUUACUACUAUGAAAGUAGUCUUUCUGAAGAGAAUAUUAAUAAUAAUCAAAGGAAGAGUAGUCUGACAGAGUCUAUUUCAACAUCUGAUACAAAUGAUAAAGAUGAAACUUUAGAAUACGUAUUUGAAUUAAUUAAAGCUAAUCACUCAGAACAAGUACAAUCUAUAUUGCAAAGAAAUCAAAAACAUUUAACAAGCAUUCAACAUAAUGAAACUAUCCUAAAAAUAACACUAGAAGGUGAUACAUCAAAUGAUGAUGAUGAUAAUGAUGAUGUUGAUAUUUAUCACAAACUUUGUCAUCCCUUAUGUAACUGUAAAAAAUGCUGUUCCAAAAUAUCAAAGAAUCUAUUGAAAACAUCUCCCACUGUAACCUCUAGAGACAGUCAUGGCCUUACACCAUUGCAUAUAGCAUGUAUACAUGGUAAGGCAACUAUUGUGGAGUCUCUGGUAGAUAUGGGCUCAAAUAUCAAUGCUACAGAUGUUAAUGACUGUACACCACUGCAUUAUGCAUCAUCCAGAGGACACCAAAAUGCCUUACUUUUAUUAUUACACUCUGGGGCAAACAUUAAUCAAACUAACAUUGACAAGAACACACCACUACAUUUGUCUGUCAAUAAUGGACAUAUGAAUUGUGUUAAAGCAUUAAUAUAUUUUGCAGAACAUAGCAGAAAAAAGGUUAUAAUAAAUUGUGUCAAUGAAAGUGGCAACACACCCUUACAUUUGGCUUCCAAAUGGGGAUAUGAAGGGAUAGCCAGGUUACUUAUAGAAAAUGGAGCUGAACCUUCCUUGCAAAACAGAAAUCAUAAAACAGCUUUUGAUUAUGCACACAAUCUGAAAAUACUGAAUGUUUUGAAAUCAUGUACACCUAACUUAUAUGAGUAUAUACAUAUAACUAGUUCCAAUAUAAAUUCACUGCAUUGUAAAUCUGACAAUGCCAUAAGUCUUAAGUUACAAAAAUUAUAUCUAAAAUCAAACAAAAAUAAAUCAUCAAAAGCUGUAGAAAAUCUAAAACUCAUUGAAAGAAUAUUAAAAGCUAUAUCAUAUGGAGAUGUUAAGCUUGCUUGUUUUUAUAUGGAAAUUGACUAUGAAGCUUUCAUAGACACCGAAAAUUCCAAAGUUUUGUGCCAUCCCCUGUGUGAAUGUGGAACUUGUAAGAAAAAAUGUGAAGCUACUAAUGACUUUGAUGUAAACAUCUCUGAUUCAUUUGGUUUUACACCAUUACAUUAUGCUGCCCGCUAUGGAUUGGAUGAGUUAUGCAAUAUACUUAUACUUAACAAAGCUAAUAUAAAUUGUAUUAAUAAAAAAAGUCAAACACCUUUACACUUAGCUGCAUUGAAUAACAAAAUUAUUGUCAUCCGCAUACUUCUGGACAAUGGUGCUAAUAUAAAUGCUAUAGAUUCAAUGGGUAACACUCCACUACAUAAUGCAAGUGAAAUGGGUAAUAUUGGAGCAACCAAAGUGCUGAUUAGUUAUAAACCUGACACAAGUAUGUUAAACGGAUCUGAAAAGUCAGCAUUAACUGUAGCUAAAGAUAAAGUGCAUUUAACUAUAAUUGAUUUAAUAGAAAAAUACACAAAUAAAGUAUAGGUAGUAUAAUAUACCUGUGCAAAUACGCAUAUAUUAAGAGAUAUUUUAUUACUUAAUAUUAAAAUAUCUAUGAUAUUUUAAUACUAAGUAAUAAAUUUAUAUAAAUCAUAUAAUAUCAUACUUAAUAAGUAAUUAUAUGUUUGGUGCACUACACCUACAUCCAAUAUUACAAAAGAUUGUGAAAUUAAUUAAUUACUUUUUAUGCUUUUAAAACUAAUUUACCUUUUAUUAUUUUAUCUUAAUAGGUUAUUUUUACAAUGCUUUAUGUAAACAAUGCAUGUAAAAGAUCUGCUCAAAAGUUAAUAGGGGUAAGUAUUAAAACAACUUAAAGGGAAAAAUGGAUUCUUAAUAUUUUAGCUUUAAGUUUAUAAUUAUGUUUUAAAAAGCAUUUCUUACCAAAGUCUAGCAACUCUCAAUUUUUAAAAACAAAGGUAUUAAUAAAGUAUUAUAUUAUUAGUAGCUAAAUCAAAAGUUAAUCAUAGUUCUUGCUGCACAGUACAACUGCUUCUUAAAUUAAUAUUAUAUAUACUCAAAUUAAAAUCUCAGGACUGUCCUAGUCUACUACUAGUGGAAUUUUUCAUCACUUAAACUCUCGAAUCUUUAAAAUUGCAUUUUUAAAUGGAAUGACAAUGAGGCACUUAUACAUGCUCAAUGCUGUUAAUGAAUAUUACCUAAAUAUGUGGUCAUACCGGUUUUAACACUAGUUCCACAAGUAUUUAUUUCAAUAACAUGUCUACAUAUAUUCCUUGAUGCAACAAUGCUAUUAAUGUUAGUAUGUAUAUCUGUUUUUUUUAUAGAUAAUAUUAUAGUGCACCCACCUACUUUACUAACAUACACUGGCAGGGCACCAGUUUAGGAUUUUAAAAUGAACAUGAGAUAAGGUCCCGUUAUUACAAAUUUAUCAGGGGUAUACCACGU